GUGGUUGCCUCUUUGAUGAACCAUACAGCACAUGUGGAUAUAGUCAAGCUGAAGAUGAUGACUUCAAUUGGGAACAGGUGAACACCUUGACCAAACCAACUUCCGAUCCAUGGAUGCCAUCAGGAUCUUUCAUGCUGGUGAAUGCAUCGGGGAAAUCUGAGGGACAAAGAGCCCACCUGCUCUUACCCCAGCUUAAAGAGAAUGACACGCACUGCAUCGAUUUUCACUAUUUUGUAUCCAGCAAGAGUAAUUCUGCCCCUGGGUUUCUCAAUGUCUACGUGAAGGUCAAUAAUGGGCCUUUGGGGAACCCUAUCUGGAACAUAUCUGGAGACCCGACACGUACAUGGAACAGGGCAGAACUGGCCAUUAGUACUUUCUGGCCUAACUUUUAUCAGGUGGUUUUUGAAGUGAUAACUUCUGGACACCAAGGCUACCUCGCUAUUGAUGAAGUGAAGGUGUUAGGACAUCCAUGUACCAGAACCCCCCACUUCCUGCGGAUUCAGAACGUGGAAGUCAAUGCCGGCCAGUUUGCCACUUUCCAGUGCAGUGCCAUCGGCAGGACCGUGGCAGGAGACAGGCUCUGGUUACAGGGCAUCGAUGUACGAGAUGCUCCUCUGAAGGAAAUAAAGGUGACCAGCUCCCGACGAUUCAUAGCUUCAUUUAAUGUUGUGAAUACGACAAAACGCGAUGCUGGAAAGUACCGCUGCAUGAUUCGCACAGAAGGAGGUGUUGGAAUAUCAAACUAUGCAGAAUUGGUAGUUAAAGAGCCCCCUGUUCCCAUUGCUCCCCCCCAGCUUGCCUCCGUGGGAGCCACCUACCUGUGGAUACAGCUCAAUGCCAACUCCAUCAAUGGGGACGGGCCCAUUGUCGCCCGAGAGGUGGAGUACUGCACGGCCAGUGGGAGCUGGAAUGACAGGCAGCCAGUGGAUUCCACGAGCUACAAAAUUGGACACCUCGACCCGGAUACCGAAUAUGAGAUUAGCGUGCUCCUCACCAGGCCUGGGGAGGGUGGCACUGGAUCUCCUGGGCCAGCUCUCAGGACAAGAACAAAGUGUGCCGAUCCCAUGCGUGGCCCAAGAAAACUGGAAGUAGUGGAAGUUAAAUCUCGACAAAUCACUAUCCGCUGGGAGCCAUUUGGAUAUAACGUAACUCGUUGCCAUAGUUAUAAUCUCACUGUUCACUACUGUUACCAAGUUGGAGGACAAGAACAAGUACGAGAAGAAGUAAGCUGGGACACAGAAAAUUCACACCCUCAACACACAAUCACUAACCUGUCACCAUAUACCAACGUUAGCGUGAAACUCAUCCUCAUGAAUCCCGAGGGACGGAAGGAAAGUCAAGAAAUCAUAGUACAGACAGAUGAAGAUCUCCCAGGUGCUGUUCCUACUGAAUCCAUCCAAGGAAGUACCUUUGAAGAGAAGAUAUUUCUGCAGUGGAGAGAACCAACUCAAACAUAUGGUGUAAUCACUUUAUAUGAGAUCACCUACAAAGCAGUCAGUUCCUUUGACCCAGAAAUAGAUUUAUCCAAUCAAAGUGGAAGAGUUUCAAAACUGGGAAAUGAAACCCAUUUUCUGUUUUUUGGACUGUAUCCGGGGACCACAUACUCCUUUACCAUCCGAGCGAGCACAGCUAAAGGUUUUGGGCCUCCAGCAACAAACCAGUUCACCACCAAAAUAUCAGCACCCUCUAUGCCAGCAUAUGAACUUGAGACACCUUUGAAUCAAACUGACAAUACGGUGACAGUCAUGCUGAAACCUGCACACAGCAGAGGUGCACCUGUCAGUGUCUAUCAAAUAGUUGUUGAGGAAGAACGUCCUCGAAGAACCAAAAAGACAACAGAAAUCUUAAAGUGCUACCCAGUACCGAUUCACUUCCAGAAUGCGUCCAUCCUGAACUCGCAGUACUACUUUGCUGCGGAAUUUCCAGCAGACAGCCUCCAAGCUGCAAAGCCUUUUACUAUUGGUGAUAAUAAGACAUACAGUGGAUACUGGAACACUCCCCUCCUCCCCCAUAAAAGCUACAGAAUUUAUUUCCAAGCUGCUAGUAGAGCCAAUGGGGAAACCAAAAUAGACUGUGUCCGAGUGGCCACAAAAGGAGCUGCCACUCCGAAACCAGUCCCAGAACCCGAGAAACAGACAGACCAUACAGUCAAAAUUGCUGGAGUCAUUGCAGGCAUCUUGCUGUUCGUUAUUAUAUUUCUCGGAGUUGUGUUGGUAAUGAACAAAAGGAAACUGGCCAAGAAGCGCAAGGAGACCCUGAGCAGCACCCGGCAGGAGAUGACCGUGAUGGUGAACUCGAUGGACAAGAGCUAUGCCGAGCAAGGCACGAACUGCGACGAGGCGUUCUCGUUCAUGGACACGCACAAUCUGAAUGGGAGAUCUGUGUCUUCACCGUCAUCCUUUACAAUGAAAACAAACACACUGAGCACAUCGGUGCCUAAUUCCUAUUACCCAGAUGAAACCCACACAAUGGCCAGCGAUACCAGCAGCCUGGUGCAGUCCCACACUUACAAGAAGCGCGAGCCAGCCGACGUGCCCUACCAGACUGGGCAGCUUCACCCCGCCAUCCGGGUGGCAGACCUGCUCCAGCACAUCACGCAGAUGAAGUGUGCCGAGGGCUACGGCUUCAAGGAGGAAUAUGAGAGCUUCUUUGAAGGGCAGUCUGCACCAUGGGACUCGGCUAAGAAAGACGAGAACAGAAUGAAGAACAGAUAUGGGAAUAUCAUUGCAUAUGAUCAUUCCCGGGUGAGGCUGCAGACAAUAGAAGGAGACAUUAACUCAGACUAUAUCAAUGGAAAUUAUAUCGAUGGUUACCAUCGACCCAAUCAUUACAUUGCUACCCAAGGGCCAAUGCAGGAGACCAUCUAUGACUUCUGGAGGAUGGUGUGGCAUGAAAACACUGCAAGCAUCAUCAUGGUGACCAACCUCGUGGAAGUGGGAAGGGUCAAAUGCUGCAAAUACUGGCCAGAUGACACAGAGAUAUAUAAAGACAUUAAAGUUACCCUAAUAGAAACAGAACUACUGGCAGAAUAUGUGAUAAGAACAUUUGCUGUUGAAAAGAGAGGCGUUCAUGAAAUCCGAGAGAUCAGACAGUUUCACUUCACUGGCUGGCCGGAUCAUGGGGUCCCCUACCAUGCCACCGGCCUGCUGGGAUUUGUCCGGCAGGUCAAAUCCAAGAGCCCACCCAGCGCAGGCCCAUUGGUGGUGCACUGCAGUGCUGGCGCGGGGAGGACCGGCUGCUUCAUCGUCAUCGAUAUCAUGCUGGACAUGGCCGAAAGGGAAGGGGUGGUGGACAUCUACAACUGCGUCAGGGAGCUGCGGUCACGGAGGGUGAACAUGGUGCAAACGGAGGAGCAGUAUGUGUUCAUCCAUGACGCCAUCCUAGAAGCCUGUCUUUGUGGAGACACCUCUGUCCCCGCUUCCCAAGUUAGGUCCUUGUAUUAUGACAUGAACAAACUGGAUCCACAGACAAAUUCAAGCCAGAUUAAAGAGGAAUUCCGGACCCUAAACAUGGUGACGCCGACGCUACGCGUGGAAGACUGCAGCAUCGCGCUACUGCCCAGGAACCAUGAGAAAAACCGAUGCAUGGACAUCCUGCCCCCAGACCGCUGCCUGCCCUUCCUCAUCACCAUCGACGGGGAGAGCAGCAACUACAUCAAUGCUGCCCUGAUGGACAGCUAUAAACAGCCUUCGGCUUUUAUAGUCACCCAGCAUCCUUUGCCAAACACAGUCAAAGACUUCUGGAGACUGGUCCUGGAUUAUCACUGCACAUCUGUCGUUAUGCUAAAUGAUGUGGAUCCUGCCCAGCUGUGUCCGCAGUACUGGCCAGAGAACGGAGUACACAGACAUGGCCCCAUCCAGGUGGAGUUUGUGUCGGCCGAUUUGGAGGAGGACAUCAUCAGCAGGAUAUUCCGUAUUUAUAACGCAGCCAGGCCCCAAGAUGGAUAUCGGAUGGUGCAGCAGUUCCAGUUCCUGGGCUGGCCGAUGUACAGGGACACACCGGUGUCCAAGCGCUCCUUCCUGAAGCUCAUUCGCCAAGUGGACAAGUGGCAGGAGGAAUACAACGGCGGCGAAGGCCGCACCGUCGUGCACUGCUUGAACGGAGGAGGCCGCAGUGGGACGUUCUGCGCCAUCAGCAUCGUGUGCGAGAUGCUGCGGCACCAGAGGACCGUGGACGUGUUCCACGCUGUGAAGACGCUGAGGAACAACAAGCCCAACAUGGUGGAUCUCCUGGAUCAGUACAAGUUCUGCUACGAGGUGGCCCUGGAAUACUUGAACUCUGGCUGACGGCGCAGCAGCCCCCGGACACGCCCGGUCACACCACAGAGCCACGGCGCUCCAUGGCGUUUGUGCGGAAGAGACGAAGACUUCUCAAUCUGCUUAUUUUGCUUUGCAUAAUUGGCUCUUUUUAAGAGCCCAGGAAAGUGUUUCUAGAACUGCUUGCACUGCCCAGUUCCCAGCCAUGCCGCUGCCUGGCAGAAACACGCGCAGCACACACAGUCGUCAGAUACUACUCCCCGUCGCCGGCUUGUUGGAGCAGCGUAGACAUCUGGUCAAUUGAAGAGCACAGUUAUAUUCUUAUGAAGGAAUUUGUACCUUUGGGGAAUUAUUUUGUGGCCUGUGAUCCUUUGUUAUUGUCACAGCUGAGUGUAUGUUUUUGUUCUGUGGAGAAUGCUCCCUGGCAUUAUGAUAAUAUAUUAUUUUAGGGAAUAUUUGUAUUUUAACAUGUUGCAUAAUAUAUGCUUCUGUAGCUUUCCAGGACUAACAGAUGAUGUGUAUUAAACAGAGAUA
Propithecus coquereli (Coquerel's sifaka) is the source of this 4790-nucleotide messenger RNA. RefSeq names its product protein tyrosine phosphatase, receptor type, M (gene PTPRM). The annotation marks the transcript as partial. The transcript has 30 exons. The record is from RefSeq and is a predicted model, not a curated record. Gene Ontology annotation, cellular component: membrane. Gene Ontology annotation, biological process: protein dephosphorylation. NCBI's taxonomy places the organism in Eukaryota, Metazoa, Chordata, Mammalia, Primates, Indriidae. Gene Ontology annotation, molecular function: protein binding; protein tyrosine phosphatase activity.